ACAUCACUUACGGACACCCGAACCGGAAACACAACACGCCUCACAUUUCUUCGGCGCCACAACAGAACCUUCUAGUGCCGCCGUCACUUUAAAAGCACUUCCUGGUCCAGCAUCUCUGGCGUGGAGAUGUCGGGUCCGCUCCUUUAGUCCCGGUACCGCUCGUAUAAACACCGGAACCCGAAGAGGAAGGGCCGCCGGUACCGGACGAGCAUGGGCAGACUGCGGAGGAGAGCGUGCGUGGGGCUCUUUCUCUUCGCUCUCUUCAUCUUCGGAACCAUGAUGGGACUCAGAACCCUCAAGACCGGCGACGGUUUAUCAGAUCUGAUUCCGAAUCUGGAGCUCCCCGGGAAGCUGGACCGGCGCUCGGUGUCUUCGUCGUCCUCCUCCUCGCCGGGUCACCACGACACCAAAUCCGCUUUGCCGAACUCCGGUCCGGAGGGAGCCAUCUUCGACGACGUGCACAUCUUCUACUACGUGUGGUACGGAACCCCGCAAGUGGACGGCAAGUUCGUGCACUGGGACCACGUCCUGGUGCCGCACUGGGACCCGAAGAUCGCAUCCAGCUACCCGAGGGGGAGACACCUGCCUCCCGAGGACAUCGGCUCCAGUUUCUACCCCGAACUUGGAGCCUACAGUUCCAGGGACCCGGACGUGCUGGAGUCCCACAUGGAGCAGAUAGCGGCUUCUGCUGCAGGGGUUCUGGUCCUGUCCUGGUAUCCUCCCGGCCUUGCCGACGACAACGGGGAGCCCACUGAGGAUUUUGUACCCGCCAUACUGGACGCCGCCUAUCGGCACAACCUCAAGGUUGCCUUCCACAUCCAACCCUACAGAGGACGGAACGACCAAAGUGUGCACGACAACAUCAAGUACAUCAUUGACAGGUAUGGCGACCAUGCAGCCUUCUACAGGUUCACCUCCAGCACGGGAAAUAGGCUUCCUCUGUUCUACAUCUACGACUCGUACCUGACCCCCGCGGAGUCUUGGUCCGAACUUUUGGUGCCCACGGGCUCCCACAGCCUGCGGGGCUCCGCCUACGACGCCAUCUUCAUCGCUCUGAUUGUGGAAGAGCGCCACAAGCAGGACAUCCUGGUGGGCGGCUUCGACGGCAUGUACACGUACUUCGCCUCCAACGGCUUCUCCUUCGGUUCCUCCCACCAGAACUGGAAGGCCGUUAAGAGUUUCUGCGACGACAACAAUCUCCUCUUCAUCCCCAGCGUGGGACCGGGCUACGUAGACACCAGCAUUCGCCCGUGGAACAGCCACAGCACCCGCAACCGGGUCAACGGGCGCUACUACGAGACGGCCCUGCAGGCGGCGCUUAGCGUGCGGCCCGAGAUGGUCACCAUCACGUCCUUUAACGAGUGGCAUGAGGGGACGCAGAUUGAGAAGGCGGUGCCUAAGAAAACCGCCACCAGGGUCUACUUGGACUAUCAGCCGCACGGACCUGAACACUACCUGGAGCUAACGCGACGCUGGGCUGAGCACUUCAACAAGGAGAAGGAGCAGUGGCUCAUGUGAGCUUUCUACCAACACAUCGGCAUCAAACAACGCACUUUAAUGGACGUCCAUAGCCCCUUUCAGACGUCCGAGCUUUUCCCCGUGUUAUUGUUCAGGAAGGGCGAGACUACUUUGACCUGGCAACUGCACCUUCUGAUGUAUCGCGGUCGUAACAGCCAGGACGGCAACAAAGUAUCAGGGUUUUAUUCCCCCACACAGGGACUGGAGUGCGACGUUUAGCACGUUUUGCAGCAAGCAAAUGUCCCAUCAAAUAUCUCAUACGUCUCACCAGACCGUGGAACCGUCUAAACGACUGAUUAUGGGGAUGCCUUGUCACUGUUUUAAGCCCAGACAGUCGCAGUAAUUUGCAGCCUUCGCUAGGUUCUGUGAAAAAGACCCAGGCAGGUAAACGGCAGAUCAACUGCGAUGCUUUGAUCCGUCUUUUUUUGGGCGUGAAGAGGCCAGUAUAGGAAAGAGUGACGGACCUUGUUGGUACCCUUCGAGUCGUUGGUGGAAAAACUAAGCACAAUAAUAAUCUAGAGCAUCAUAAUCCGUCACCACUGCUGUGUCCUCCACAAGAAAGUCUUGAACUCAACUGAUGUUACGUGACUGAUUGAUUGAGACUUUUAUUAGUAGAUUGCACAGUUCAGUACAUAUUCCGUACAAUUGACCACUAAAUGGUAACACCCCAAUAAGUUUUUCAACGUGUUUAAGUCCACGUUAAUCAAUUUGUGAGCGUCGACCAAAACCGUUGUCAACCCUCGUUAAAUUAAAGGCCUACUGAAAUGAAUUUUUUAUAUUUAAACAGGGAUAGCAGAUCCAUUCUAUGUGUCAUACUUGAUCAAUUCGCGAUAUUGCCAUAUUUUUGCUGAAAGGAUUUAGUAGAGAACAUCGACGAUAAAGUUGCAACUUUUGGUCGCUGAUAAAAAAAGCCUUGCCUGUACCGGAAGUAGCGUGACGUCAACAGUUGAAAGGCUCCUCACAUUUUCCUAUUGUUUUCAAUGCAGCUGGAGCGAUUCGGACCGAGAAAGCGACGUUUACCCCAUUAAUUUGAGCGAGGAUGAAAGAUUCGUGGAUGAGGAACGUUAGAGUGAAGGACUAGAAUGCAGUGCAAGAACGCGAAAUGGACAUUCACAGUGACUUUUAUCUCCACGACAAUACAUCGGCGAAGCUCUUUAGCUACUGAGCUAACGUGAUAGCAUAUAACUGCAUAUAGAAACAAAAUAAAUAAAUCCCUGACUGGAAGGAUAGACAGAAGAUCAACAAUACUACUAAACCAUGGACAUGUAACUACACGGUUAAUGCUUUCCAGCCUGGCGAAGCUUAACAAUGCUGUUGCUAACGACGCCAUUGAAGCUAACUUAGCAACCGGACCUCACAGAGCUAUGCUAAAAACAUUAGCUAUCCACCUAUGCCAGCCAGCCCUCAUCUGCUCAUCAACACCCGUGCUCACCUGCGUUCCAACGAUCGACGGUGCGACGAAGGACUUCACCCGAUCACAGAUGCGGUCGGCGAGAUGGAGGAAGUUAAGGCGAGUUCGGCGGCUAGCGGGUCUGCUAUCCAUCUCUGUCCUCCUGGCUGUGUUGCUGCAGCCAGCCGCUAAUACACCGAUCCCACCUACAACUUUCUUCUUUGCAGUCUCCAUUGUUCAUUAAACAAAUUGCAAAAGAUUCACCAACACAGAUGUCCAGAAUACUGUGGAAUUUUGAAAUGAAAACAGAGCUUUUUUGUAUUGGAUACAAUGGUGUCCGCAUACUUCCGUAUCAACCAUUGACGUCACGCGCAUACGUCAUCAUACAUAGACGUUUUCAACCGGAAGUUUAGCGGGAAAUGUAAAAUGUCACUUUAUAAGUUAACCCGGCCGUAUUGGCAUGUGUUGCAAUGUUAAGAUGUCAUCAUUGAUAUAUAAACUAUCAGACUGCGUGGUCGCUAGUAGUGGCUUUCAGUAGGCCUUUAAACGCUCUCGUCUUCGGCGUAUUUUUUGGUUGUUACAUCUCCACCCAAACGUCGUAACGCUAGGUAGAUACGUGUUUGCAUUUUGAAGGUUUAAGCUUGAAGAUCAUAGCUGUGUUAGUGCUUGGGAACAGACGGUGGACCGUUCCGAUUUGUAUACCGUAUUUUUCGGAGUAUAAGUCGCUCCGGCCGAAAAUGCAUAAUAAAGAAGGAGAAAAACAUAUAUAAGUCGCACUGGAGUAUAAGUCACAUUUUUUGGGGAAAUAUAUUUGAUAAAAGCCAACACCAACAAUAGACAUUUGAAAGGCAAUUUAAAAUGUGUAAAGAAUAGUGAACAACAGGCUGAAUAAGUGUACGUUAUAUGAGGCAUAAAUAACCAACUGGUAUGUUAACGUAACAUAUUAUGGUAAGAGUCAUUCAAAUAACUAUAACAUAUAGAACAUGCUAUACGUUUACCAAACAAUCUGUCACUCCUAAUCGCUAAAUCCCAUGAAAUCUUAUACGUCUAGUCUCUUACGUCAAUAAUAUUAUUGGAUAUUUUACGCUAAUGUGUUCAUCAUUUCACACAUAAGUCGCUCCUGAGUGUAAGUCACAUCCCCGGCCAAACUAUGAAAAAAACUGUGAUUUGUAGUCCGAAAAAUACGGUAGUAGAAACAUAAAAAGGUUAAAAAAAAAAAACAAUUGUAAUUUUGGCAUAUUUCUGCUAACUA
This is a messenger RNA of Entelurus aequoreus (snake pipefish), 4160 nucleotides long. It is a transcript of the gene maneal, whose product is annotated as mannosidase endo-alpha like. Gene Ontology annotation, cellular component: Golgi apparatus. Lineage: Eukaryota; Metazoa; Chordata; Actinopteri; Syngnathiformes; Syngnathidae. Bases 211 to 1518 code for a protein of 435 amino acids. Gene Ontology annotation, molecular function: alpha-mannosidase activity. The record is from RefSeq and is a predicted model, not a curated record. The transcript has 4 exons.